Messenger RNA from Rhizophagus irregularis DAOM 181602=DAOM 197198, 1297 nucleotides. RefSeq lists its product as uncharacterized. The record is from RefSeq and is a predicted model, not a curated record. Lineage: Eukaryota; Fungi; Glomeromycota; Glomeromycetes; Glomerales; Glomeraceae.
UCACGAUAUUUUCACGGUCUUAUUGCUAUACUUUAUAUUGUCCCGCAAAUCUUCUCUCAAAUUUCUUUGCAGUUCCCUCCCCCUUCCCCACUUUCUUAUACAAAUUAUCCCCACAAAUUCCACUUUGUAGUAUCCUUUGAUUUUAUCUUUAAAUUCUCCUUUUUUCAAUUUUUCCCAUAAAUUUUUUUUUUCAGUCUUAUGUCUCCAAUUUUUGAUAAUCCUUUUAAAAAUCCGUCUUCAAAAUAUCUUGUGCCCCUCAUGCGAUUCUUAAACUUACCAACAAAAACUACUACUUCUUCACUUUCUUCUACAACAGGAAAUGGAAAACCACCUACUAAAACGAACGAUUGUAUUUAUGCAAAGAUACUUGUAAAACUUACUCAGGAAUUUGGUGACGACUUACUUGGGUUAUUUGCCUACGGCUCCAGAAUUUACGGGAAUGCUUGUCCACAUAGUGACGUAGACGUUGACGUUUUUAUUAAAUCUCAAAGAAAAUGUCGGCGGAAUAUCUUUAUCGAUGGAUUGGAGGUUGAAAUGUUUAUUCACCCACCAGAACAUGUUUUCCACAUCUUGACAUAUGAUUCAUCCGGUAUUAUUUUGCGAUGUUAUACAUUUGGCCGUAUUAUUUAUGACCCAAAUAAUAUAAUUCCACAAUUACAAAAAUUGGCUAAACUUCGCUGGGAGGCAGGACCACCAGCCCUUGAACCAAAGGACAAUUGGCGACCACGUUAUGAAAUCGCAGAUUUAUUACGUGAUUUGGAAGAUAGUGACUUUGUACGUGAUGAAGCUACAGCACAUUUCCUAUUGGUAAAACUAGUAGAACGACUGGCGCGCAUUCAAGAACGCUUAUGUCGUCGUUGGCCUGAAAAAUUGAAACGUUGUAUUGAAGGUUGGGAAAGUUGGGAUUCAUUUGGAGGAAGAUUGGCUAAGCGUGCACUAAAUUCAAAUUUAAAAUGGGCCGAAAGAUUAAGGUGUGCGAGAGAUUUAGCAAAAUAUGUUCUUGAACCAAUUGGGGGUGUCAUGCCAAUUGAAUGGAAAAUGGAUUGGGAGGAAAUACCUCCUGCGGAAGAAUCAUUUAGAAAAUUAAUAAUACCAAAAAUAGAAGUUUUCAUAUCCUCAUAAAAUAACAAAGAGAGAGAUGUGGGGCAUGUACAGCAAAGUUAUACAAAUUUUAAUUUUGGCAUCUGUUAUUUACACGGAAUUGAUUUCUUUGUAUCUUUAUUAUUAUUAUCAUUUAUUUACCUUUCUCUCUCUCUCAAUAUAGACAAAUAAUUUUAUUUAUUAAUUAAUAUAUUUU